Pseudomyrmex gracilis is the source of this 1820-nucleotide messenger RNA. RefSeq names its product protein kinase C and casein kinase substrate in neurons protein 1 (gene Synd). Lineage: Eukaryota; Metazoa; Arthropoda; Insecta; Hymenoptera; Formicidae. The record is from RefSeq and is a predicted model, not a curated record. Gene Ontology annotation, cellular component: plasma membrane; endosome; cytoplasm. Gene Ontology annotation, molecular function: phospholipid binding; protein binding. The transcript is spliced from 10 exons. Gene Ontology annotation, biological process: plasma membrane tubulation; cytoskeleton organization; regulation of endocytosis. The coding region runs from base 294 to 1763 and encodes 489 amino acids.
CCAAAAAAAAAAAAAAAAAAAAACUCGCGCCGCCGUGUCAGCGAGCCACGCGGCUUUCGUUGUUCGCGUGAGUAUUAAAAAAACUUUUGGUAACUCGACCUCGCGUUUCGACUCGCGUUCCGCACUCGCGGUUACGGUGGGUUUCUUCGUCGGAUUUGCAGGAAUUCUUCGGGAUUCUCGGAAGAGUAUACACACACACACACACACACACACACGCAUACUACCCGCCUGGUCCCGUCCGUCGAUCGCCGCCGCGCCGAGGAAUUCCGUUCGGUGGAGGGAAUUAGGCUAAGAUGUCACAACACAGCGAUGACAACGCCUUCACAGCGACAUCGGAUUCCUUUUGGGAGCCGAACAACUACAAACGUACGACACGUAGAAUCGAGGACGGAUACAAGCUCUGCGACAGCCUCAUAUCGUUGGUUCAGGAACGCGCGGAAAUCGAGAGAAGCUACUCCAAGGCGUUGAAGAACUGGUCGAAAAACUGGAACGAAAAAAUCGAGAAAGGCCCCGAAUACGGAACCACGGAAGCGGCGUGUAAGGGUGUGCUCCUGGAGGCGGACAGAUUGUGUGAUCUUCACAUGAGGAUUAGGGAAGAACUUUGCAACGAUAUUGUGCAACAUAUUAAGACAUGGCAAAAAGACUCUUAUCACAAAUCUAUGAUGACCCUAAAAGAACGAAAGGAGAUGGAAGAGGCGUUCAAAAAAGCUCAAAAACCGUGGGUGAAACUUCUGCAGAAGGUCGAAAAAGCGAAAUCGGAAUACCACAACAGUUGCAAAAGCGAACGAACCGCGGCGACUAUGGAAAGGAACGCCAUGGCAGACAGCUCUCUCUCUCCCGAUCAGAUGGUCCGAGGCACCGAAGGCGUGCGAAAACUACAGGAUAGAGUACACAGAGCAAAAGAAGAGGUGCAAAAGGCAAAAGAAAAAUAUCAGGCGGCGCUCACCGAAAUUACUCAAUAUAAUUCAAAAUACAUGGAAGAUAUGUCGCUGAUCUUUGACAAGUGUCAAGAAAUGGAAGCGCAACGAUUACGAUUCUUCCAAGAAGUAUUGUUCAAAAUCCACAAGUGCUUAAACAUUUCGCAAGAUUCUGAUCUUAGACAAAUAUACGAAGAAUUCCAUCACACGAUAAGUAACGCCGAUUACAAGAAAGAUCUAAAAUGGUGGUCGCAUAAUCACGGCACGCGGAUGGCGAUGAAUUGGCCCGAGUUCGAGGACUACACAGAGGAGUUCCGCGAGAUCACGAAGGGCUCGAAGUCAAAGGAGGCGCUCCCGGCAGGCUCCAUCACUCUCAUCAAUCAACGCCCGUUCGACGAGGAUCUGCAUGAUUAUUCAUCGAUCAACGACAAGUCGAAAUCGAAGUCUGCCAAUCGAGUGUCGAUACCAACCUCGGAUACCAACAAUGCUGGGAGCAGUAAAAACAACACAGCGUCAAGUAACAAACAAUCUCCAGAACACAAUAACGAAGAUAACGUUAAGAAGACUGUUACUAACGGCACUAAUGACAAACAAGAGUCAAAUCCAUUCGAAGAGGAAGAAUGGGAUGACGAGGGUAGCGAUCCACUUGUUGAUAAUGGCGAACCGGGAGUACGAGUACGCGCUUUAUACGAUUACGAUGCGGGCGAAGCGGACGAACUUAGUUUUCGACAAGGAGAUAUAUUUGAAAAAUUAGAAGAACAAGAUUCACAAGGAUGGUGUAAAGGAAGAAAGGACGGCAGAGUGGGUCUUUAUCCGGGCAAUUAUGUAAUGGUGCUGUCGCAAUAGAUUGUAUAAUUAUUGAUUAGUAGAUUAUAAUAAUGAUAAUAAAUUAAAUAUAAUUUU